CUUCUUCUCCCUAGAAUAGUUUUGCAAGACUCCAUUAAUGGAGCUCAAAUUGUACUAUGUAAUGGUGAGGAGAGAUUAAUGAGAAUGAGAGGGCUUGGACAUUAGCCUAAAAAGUCCCGUGGUUUUCUCCAUUUCGGGUUUCCACGAAAAAAUGGUUUGUUCAUACACAUUUAUACAUAUAUUUACUAUAUCGUGUUAGAUUAAACUCAACACUGGCGCCGUCUGUGGGAAACUGUCCAAAAAGAUUCAUGUAUUCUACUGUUCUUGAGUUUCUACGGGAAAAAUUCAUACGAAAAGCUACUGUUUUCAGCAAAAGAAUAAGGAAAAAAUACGAUUCUGGAAAGAAAGAAGGAAGCGGAAGAAGUGGAGAAGCUAUGAAAUCUGGGAGGUCCAAAUCUGGAUUUUUUCCAGAUCUGCCCUUGAGGUCGCCGGAGCCGCCGUCACCGCCCUCGCCGGCAUGGAACCUCCUACGAGUGCUGCGACACCGGAGGAAGCUCGCUGCAACAUCCCAGCUGUGUCUGACGGCCUCCUCCGAGCCACUCACCACCGUUCAUCCUCAGCAGCCAGCUGUUUGUCGCUCAUCCACCUCGUUGCUGACGCGACCUGGAAGAAUCUCCGCCAUUAAUGGCGAUUUGAAGCUCAGGGGAGAUACGUUGUGAAGCUCCGUCGGCCCCAACCAAGGCCGGCCGCCGUCGCUGCCCUAACGCCGCGGCAACCGCCCUUACCGCCGUCGGCAGGUGGCCAGUUCAUGCCGUUCGGCCUCGGGUCAGCGGACGCGUUACAGCUAUCUUCCCAAAGAUAUGGAGUGUUACGCAGGUCAGUUUCACUUGGUCCUAAGCAGACCACGUCUGCAAGAUUAGGCCAAAAGGUGGGCAAUCAAUUUCCUUGGAGGAAUUUUGACCCAAGUCAAAAUCGUUGAAUGCUAGAUGGACGCACGGCUCUUAGAAUAAAGCAACCAGCCGGAUCCUUCCUUCUCCAAAUGGAGUCUUUGGUGGCCUUUUUUCAACGAGCUAUGAAGUCCAUCCCAUCAGGAGCUAAGUGUCACUUAAAUCCUCAUCAUUUAUUAAUUAGAGUACUAAUUAGGAUAAUGAUAUUGUUUUGUUGGAACUUUUAUCACCAUUAUUCAUUAGGGACUAAAAUAUCCCGAAAUUAAAUAGUGCUGAGCGACGCUCUUGUGAUAAUUAGUUUUUUACCGUCAUUUUAACUAAUGAUUGGUUGUUAUGGGCCCGUCAGCCCGCUCCUGAUCGGCUUUAAUUAGCAAGCGGAGCAUACCUGAAUGACCUAUGGUAGGAUAAUACUAUUAUUAAUACCCGUACAUCACUAUUAUUUAUUAGGGAUAAAAGUGUCCCGAAUUAAAUAAUGUGGAGCGAAGCUCUAGUAAUGGUUGGUUCAGCCAACAUUUUAUUGAAUAUUUAAUUUUUUGCGGGCCUGUUGGCCCACUCUCGAUCAGCUCGAUUAAGCGAUCCGAGUGUCUUCAGUAGGGCGACACCCCGACGACGACGCAUUAGUCCGCACGGCACUACGUGCCCGAUCGACGAUCGUACCCCAGUAUCAUUUACGCCAUUAGGCGCGAAAUGACUAUUGCCAAACGUGGCCUGUGGGGCCCGAAGGCACCAAAGCACCCAACCUCCUUUUUCUGAGGGCAGUGCGACCAACUUGGGUCUGAGUUUGAAAACUCACGGACCGAUGAAAAUCUCUAUGUGACGUUCCGCGGGCUGCCAAUCGGCCCCGCCGCGAGCUGCUACGUCCAUUAACACCGCACGAUGAGCUGGGCCGAGGGUCACGAUAACCCAUAGGCCGGUAAUCGUGGGUGUUAGAAAGAAAGCCAUGCAGAUGGUUAUGUGUGUAUACAUAAUGUCGGGCCGUGUGGCCCGUUACCAUGCUUAUUGCGCAGCUGAAGCCGCUCGACGUGAUCGAGCGAAAUGAUUAAAAGACGCUCGGCUUAAGUAUCAAAGGCGUUCAGGGCCAGCUAAAGUGGAGACCAUCACGGCUGAGAGCCGAUGGACGAGCAUCUCCACCCAGAGGUCGAGGGCCUAGAGGAGACCACCACGGUUGAGAACCGUGGGAUGAGCAUCUCCACCCCAGAGACCAAUGGCCUAGGAAGAACACCUAGAGGCCGAGGGUCUAGAGGCGAAUGCCAUGACAGAGAACCGUGAGACGAUCACCCGUCAUUCAGAGGCCGAGGGCCUAGAAGAGAUCGUCAGGGGCGAGGGCCGUCUGACGCCAUCAUUACAUCAUGACCGGCCUCUCGGCACGGCGUGUUUAUCUUUUGAAGACCGGCCUCGCCCCCGCGCUGCGCGGAUGAGGACCGUUGCUUGAUCUUGGUCGGCCUCUCAUUGCUGGCAUCAUUACAUCACGACCGGCCUCUCAGACCGGCGUGAUUAUCAUAUUCGAAGACCGGCCUCGUCCCCGCCACCUCGCGGACAAGGGCCGUUGCUUGACCAUAUCUUGAUCGGCAUCUCAUGGCCGACAUUAUCAUACCACGACCGGCCCCUCGGCUCGGCGUGUUCAUCUUUUGAAGACCGGCCUCGUCCCCACACCUCGCGGACGAGGACCGUUGCUUGGUUCUUUCAGGUCAGCCUAUCAUUGCCGACACCAUUAUAUCACGACCGGCCUCCCGGCUCGGCGUGCUUUCCAUAUUUGAAGACCGGCCUCAUCCCCGCUCCUCGCGGAUGAGGGCCGUUGCUUGAUUCUUUCAGGUCGGCCCCUCAUUGCCGACACUAUCACAUCAUGUUCGGCCUCUCGGCACGACAUACUUAACUUUUGAAGACCGGUUCCAUCCCCGCGAUGCGUUGGAUGAGAGCCGUUGCACAGAUAUAUCGGCCUGACCGGACACUAUUGUCAUCUCCUCGUCAGGACCGACUGCUCAGCGACGUUAUGAUCAUUGUUUGUCGGCUCCCAAUGCCGACCCUCUUGAGUUUGCGAUCGGGCUCACGACUCCCCUCCAGGAGGGUGACCAUCGCCUCCGCAUGACGACCAGCUAUUCUAUCGCCUCGUCAUUAUAUUCGUUCGCUAUGCCACCACCAUUAUGUGUGACAUCCCAUGAUCCCUGCGAGUUUCUUGGAUACCGAAUGUCUUUUUCGAUGUAGGAAGAUCGGUAGGACCACGGACCAGGGACGGACAAAGAAGAGCUAGGGAAUCUCGAUGUAGAUAAACCUGUUCCUCCUUGCGAGUUUCGCGGAUACCGCACGUCUCUUCGAAGCAAGAGUGUCGGUAGGACCAAGAACCAAGGACGAACGAAGAAUAUAGAUUUCCUCCCUCAAACAAAAAAAAAAGAUGGGGAGAAGAGGAGGGUAGCUCCUAUGUGGAAGGGAAUCUUGCCCGGGCGUGCCAGAUCUUCUCCCACCGCCGAAGACGAACGCCUCUCGAUGUAGAGGUUAGUAGAGACGCGGAGGGGGCUAGACGAACCAAGGGAGCUUUGCCAAGAUAAACCUGUUUAUCCCACAAUGACCAUGGAUCGAUGGACGUGAGAUAACAAAGUCGGGAACCCGUGAGGGUAAACCAGUUCGUCCCUGCGAGUUCCUUGGGUACCGAACGUCUUCUUCGAAGCAAGAGACGCCGGUAAGACUAAAAGGACCACGGACGAACAAAAAAAGGGGGAAUCUCGAUGUAGAUAAACUUGUUCCUCCUUGCGAGUUUCGAGGAUACCGGACGUCUCUUCGAAGUAAGGACGCUGGUAGGACCAAGAACCAAGGACGAACGAAGACUAAAAGACUCCAAAAAAAAAGAGAGAGAGAUGCCAGAAGAGCACGGAGCAAAGAAUGAUUUUAUCCCUUGGCGCUAUUGGCCGGGAAGUACAAACCGAAAAACAUAUGUAAAGAAUAAUUACAAAACUUAAGUACGAAGAAUGAAGUGGCCGACGACGAUCGGCUAACACCAGACUUUCUUUUGCCUUGGACGACGAAUACCAGCUCCCCAUAUCAGACAGAGGGACGACGCACAGGUCCACCCUUCCUCCCAGGAUGAAGUCCUGACAGACGAUCGGCUUCUCAUAGCCAGCCAAGACGGACCGCGCCUAGAUUUCACGGUUCGGCUCGCCCAUUCCCUCCAGGAUGGCGACGACCGUCUUAUGCAGUACGAUCGGCCCCUCAGCGCCAUCGUACCCAGCUCCAUGGAUCAGACACGAAGAACCAGUUCUCCACCGGAGUCUGUUGCGUGCCGAGUGUACACCGCUUAGCGGUCCGUACAUAGGACCACAGAUACGGUAGACGAACGACGAUCAGCUCCUCAGAUCAGAUAGGAGGGACAUCGCCCAGCUUUAUUUCAGGCUCACCAUUCCUUCCCGGAUGGAGUCCUGGCAGACGAUCGGCUUCUCACAGCCAAUCAGGAUAGAGACUUCACAUCACCAGCACGGCCGAGGGCCGUGAGACGAUUACCACUCACCGACAGGACGAGGGCCAUGAGAUGAUCAUCACUAUUUUUCUAUAUCACGAUCGGCCCCUCAGCGCCAUCGUGUCCAGACUCACGGUUCGGCUCGCCCUUUUUUCUUCCAGGAUGGCGACGACCGUCUUAUGCAGUACGAUCGGCCCCUCAGCGCCAUCGUGCCCAGCUCACGUUUAGCUCGUCCAUCCCUUCCAGGGUGGCGACGAACGUCUUAUGCAUCACGAUCGGCCCCUCAGCGCCAUCGUGUCCAGAUUCACGGUUUGGCUCGUCCAUUCCCUACAGGAUGGCGACGACCGUCUUAUGCAGUACGAUCGGCCCCUCAGCGCCAUCGCGCCCAGCUCACGUUUAGCUCGUCCAUCCCUUCCAGGGUGGCGACGAACGUCUUAUGCAUCACGAUCGGCCCCUCAGCGCCAUCGUGUCCAGAUUCACGGUUCGGCUCGCCCAUCCCUUCCAGGAUGGCGACGAACGUCUCUUAUGCAGCACGAUCAGCGCCCCAGUGCCAUCGUGUCUGGCUCACGUUAGGGUCGCCCAUCCCUUCCAGGAUGGCGACGAACGUCUCUUAUGCAGCACGAUCAGCGCCCCCAGCGCCAUCGUGUCUGGCUCAUGUUAGGGUCGCCCAUCCCUUCCAGGAUGGCGACGAACGUCUCUUAUGCAGCACGAUCAGCGCCCCAGCGCCAUCGUGUCUGGCUCACGUUAGGGUCGCCCAUCCCUUCCAGGAUGGCGACGAACGUCUCUUAUGCAGCACGAUCAGCGCCCCAGCGCCAUCGUGUCUGGCUCACGUUAGGGUCGCCCAUCCCUUCCAGGAUGGCGACGAACGUCUCUUAUGCAGCACGAUCAGCGCCCCAGCGCCAUCAUGACUGGCUCACGUUAGGGUCGCCCAUCCCUUCCAGGAUGGCGACGAACGUCUCUUAUGCAGCACGAUCAGCACCCCAGCGCCAUCGUGUCUGGCUCACGUUAGGGUCGCCCAUCCCUUCCAGGAUGGUGACGAACGUCUCUUAUGCAGCACGAUCAGCGCCCCAGCGCCAUCGUGUCUGGCUCCCGUUAGGGUCGCCCAUCCCUUCCAGGAUGGCGACGAACGUCUCUUAUGCAGCAAGAUCAGCGCCCCAGCGCCAUCGUGUCUGGCUCACGUUAGGGUCGCCCAUCCCUUCCAGGAUGGCGACGAACGUCUCUUAUGCAGCACGAUCAGCGCCCCAGCGCCAUCGUGUCUGGCUCACGUUGGGGUUGCCAAUCCCUUCCAGGAUGGCGACGAACGUCUCUUAUGCAGCACGAUCAGCGCCCCAGCGCCAUCGUGUCUGGCUCACGUUAGGGUCGCCCAUCCCUUCCAGGAUGGCGGCGAACGUCUCUUAUGCAGCAUAAUUGGCCCCUCGGCGGCAUCAUGUCUAGUCCAUCUUCGGCUCCGCCCAUGCCAUCCCGGAUGGGGGACCCGUCUUGUGCAGCACGUCUGCCUCUCGGCGCUGACAUGCUCGAGUUCUCGUUGAGAUCUACCGCUCCUAUCACAUCUUGCAUUCCCUCUCUCAUACAUUGCACCCAUACAUUACAUGCAUUCAUGCAUCAUACCUCAUACAUUCAUACAUACACACGUGCAUCAUGUUUUGACAGUACCGCGACGUCGGUUUAUAGAUGCAUGGACCUCUAAGCUUCUCCGUUGGAAAGCUUGAGUCAGAGUCUUUUACUCUCGCCUGAUGCAUUCAAGGGGAGAGUGCCCGUGGAGGAGCACCCUUCGCCCGACCCCGUCGGGAACGGGGGUGCCUCACCGGCAGAUUACGUUCAGGAGUGUGGACAUCCACUCAUAUAUUAUGAUUAUUCAAGGACACAGGUUCCAGCUAGACCGAGGUAAAGCCCAGGCAAGAGUAUAUUUUCUCGAGCAGAUUCGCACGCUCACUACUCAAGAAACUGGGGGACUUGUGUUGGGAUAUAUUAUCCCGGCCUAUUACUGUUCAGGAGCCCAAGACUUUACGUCGUACGGAGCCCAAUCAGUAAGGCCCAUUUUAGCCUAUCAGGCCUGUUUCGGCCUUUGGGCCCAUUUUGGCCCAUUCGGCCCGUUAGGGUGGAGGGCCUCCUUUCCCCCUAUUCCCUAUAAAUAGGAGGUUUCCCUCCAUGUAAAAGGAUCCCUUCCUUCUUUCUUCUUCUCCCUAGAAUAGUUUUGCAAAACUCCAUUAAUGGAGCUCAAAUUGUACUAUGUAAUGGUGAGGAGAGAUUAAUGAGAAUGAGAGGGCUUGGACAUUAGCCUAAAAAGUCCCGUGGUUUUCUCCCUUUCGGGUUUCCACGAAAAAAUAGUUUGUUCAUACACAUUUAUACAUAUAUUUACUAUAUCGUGUUGGAUUAAACUCAACAAAGAGUUAUUCUUUUCCCUGUGGAUACGAACUCUACUACGCUAUACUACCUAUUAGUGCUAGUAUUGAAUUUAUUUUGAGUGCACUCACGACAAAGUGCACGUCAAUGUCUCUCUUACAUCUAACUUAAUUCUCAAUGUAUUUAUAACUCUCUUCUGUUUCUGGAUCACUGGAUGUCAUUUAACAUUUUAUUGAUAUAUUUUUACUAUUAGUUCAACUAUAUAGAAAGCUUGGUCCCAAUUUAAGUAAAAACAUUUCUUUUUAGAAUGGAUUUCAAACCAAUAUAUUUUAAAAAGGGAUAAGGGUCAGAUAGAGCCUCGAACUUGAAAAAAAAUGUCAAAUAAGGCCAUAUUUAGGAUGCUCUGUCCGGCCGACGCCAUUUGGGUCAGUUCCCGGUGGAAUUUUUGAUGAUUUUUUUUUAGAAUCUUAUUCAUUAAGUC
This is a messenger RNA of Cuscuta epithymum, 7156 nucleotides long. The record is from the annotation of a GenBank genome assembly. Lineage: Eukaryota; Viridiplantae; Streptophyta; Magnoliopsida; Solanales; Convolvulaceae.